Molecule: messenger RNA, 1131 nt
Organism: Effrenium voratum
Lineage: Eukaryota; Dinophyceae; Suessiales; Symbiodiniaceae
Source: the annotation of a GenBank genome assembly
AUGGGCGAGGACAAUGCCGAGACCCUCGAAGAGCUCCAAGCGAAGAAUGAGGAGCUCCGGGAGAAGUUGCGCGCCAAGGUGUGGACCAUGGCCCUCUCCACCGUUGCCAAGAUGGAGAAGAUGGCCAUGGAGGGUGCUACGCAGACGGAGAAGGUCACUCUCCCCAACCGGAUCGCCGCGCUGGAGCGGGCCAUCUUCGGAGAGUCGGCGUCCGCGACGGACCUGGAGAAGAUGGCGUCCUUAGAGCAGGACUACAAGGAGCUGCAAGACGAUUACGUGGUGCUGUCGGAGGAGUACCAGAUCUUAAAGGAUCGCCCUCCGGUGGUGAUCCAAAAGGAGGACGACAAGUCUGCCUUCCUGGAGGAGCAGAUGAGGAAGAUGCAGGAGCAGUAUCAGGCCAUCCAGCAGAAGCUGAAUAAGCUGCGGGUGGAGCACCUGGAGCUGCAGACCUCGCACGCCCAGAUGGAGCAGGAGCACCAGAAGAUCAAAGACGAUGCCGCCCAGAUGGAGAAGCUGCUCAACGAUAAGCUGGGACAGCUCCAGAAGAUUCACGCCAAGCUGGCGAAGGAGCUGCAGCAGGUGCGCUCGGAGCAGCUCGAGACCACCAAGAAGCUGGCGGAGCUCAAGGAGGACAAGUCCCGGCUGGUGAAAGAGCUGCGGACGCAGCAGGAGACCAGAACUCGGCGCUGGAGCAGCUGCGCCACGACUUCGAGGACCUCCUCGGCAGCUUCCACCGGCUCCAGGAGGGAUCACGAGCAGCUGCAGGAGAAGAGCGACCGCUUCCGCAGCACCAUGACGGAAGGAUGGCGCUCCGAACCGGGUACGCCGAAGCAGCGGAGCGAGAAGAACCUGCUGCCGCCCCUCACGCCCACCGCCCGAGGCCGGAGCGAGGAGCGUGAAAUGAACUCCAGCCAGUCGGAGGGCAAGCUGCCAGGCCUGGUGGACACCAAGGAAGCCCGCUUCCCCACGAGCUUGCUGGAGCCGAGGGGUCCUUUGUCGGUGACCCAUUUGAAGACCCGGAUCAUGGAGAUCAAAGGUCGCGUGCUCUACUGCAACGACAAAUGGCAGGAGUCUUCGGCGCCCCGUCGCAAUACCGUGUCGGUCUACGACGUGGACGCCGACAUCUGGUGA